AUGUUCCACACUCAACGGGAUUUAUUAACGCAUAUAACUGUCUAUCAUAAUUCUGAGAAUCCCUAUAAUUGUCCAUUUUGUGAGAUGGGUUUUCAAGAUGCCGCCUCAAGGACAAUGCAUCUGAAAGAUCAACAUUGCCAGAAAAUGUUUACCUGUGAAACGUGCGCCGAUCGUUUUAAUUUACGUAAUCACAUUGAAAAAUAUCAUACAGAGAUCGAUUAUGAUUGCACGCUCUGUCAGAAGAGUUUUCUAUCGCGUAAAAGUCUCAAUUAUCACAUGAAAUGGCAUAAACCUGAAUAUCAAUUAAAAUGCACUUAUUGUGAACGUUUGUUCAUCAAUCAGCGACAUUUGAAAUGUCACGAAGAGACUCACACGGGUUUAAGAAAUCAGGAAGUCUGCUCAUUCUGCG
Molecule: messenger RNA, 409 nt
Organism: Glossina fuscipes
Lineage: Eukaryota; Metazoa; Arthropoda; Insecta; Diptera; Glossinidae
Product: gastrula zinc finger protein XlCGF57.1-like
Exons: 1
Biological process (GO): regulation of transcription by RNA polymerase II
Cellular component (GO): nucleus
Molecular function (GO): DNA-binding transcription factor activity, RNA polymerase II-specific; RNA polymerase II transcription regulatory region sequence-specific DNA binding
Source: RefSeq, a predicted model, not a curated record